AUGGCCAUUACGAAAGCACUGUUUGUGGAUUCAAAGAAUCAUUUCAAGGUCAUCGAAGUACCGCUGGUUCCGAAGCCAGGUAAAAGCGAACUACUCAUCAAGGUCUUGUUCUCUGGCGUGAAUCCAGCCGACAUCAAGCAUGCAACUCAACUCGGUAUCAACAAUACCGCCAUUGGAUAUGAUUUUGCCGGUCAAGUCAUCGGAUCUGCAGAGAAUGAUUCGAACUACGAGACUGGCGAUAUUGUAGCUGGUUACACUCCUUCAGGUCUUGGCCGUCCCGUCACCUAUGGAACACAUCAAACCCAUAUCAUUUGUCCGGAAGACAUGUUGUUUAGGGUGCCUGACAACCUUCCCUUGCCCGACGCAGCGAGUUUAACGACCGUAGCUAUGACCGCAGCUGACGCUGUUUACAACCGUCUCGGGUUUCCGUUGCCCUCGCGAAAGGGUCACUUUGAACCCAACAAGCCAUUUCUGCUAUGGGGAGCAACGAGUUCGGUUGGAUACUGCGCACUUCAACUUUCCAUCGCAAGUGGUGUGUCUCCUAUUUUCGUCACGGCAAAGCCCGAACAUUUCGAACAUCUUCGAUCUCUUGGUAUAGCCCAUUUAUUCGACUACAGGGAUCCAGAUGUUCACAAAUCCAUCGCCAAAGCUUUGCAAGACCUAGGGCUUGAGAGAUUCGAAUAUGCAUUCGAUGCAGCGGGGGCUCCUGAUUCGGGGGGUCAGGUACUCCGAGCUGUCUCAGACGUUACACGGAUUGUUUCUACUGUAUUGCGUGACGAUAAACGCUUCACAAUGCCUGUGGCUACACCUGGUCUCGACUUUGUGAUCCUGCCUCCAGGUGCUCCCCAUGCUAUUACUAUACCAGCGCGGCCUGCCGACCACAAAAGGGCUUGGGAAGCUCUGACCUGGGCUAUUGAGAACUAUGGGAGAUCGUUUCGAUUACCACCAGUCCGAGUGGCUACAGACAGUGCUGAGAGAGUAUUGGAGGAGAUUCAACGUGUUGUUGAAAGGGGUAGUGGAUUCUCUAAGCUGACUGUGAAGCAGCCACUUCAAUAA
Messenger RNA from Fusarium venenatum, 1056 nucleotides. RefSeq names its product chaperonin 10-like protein. Lineage: Eukaryota; Fungi; Ascomycota; Sordariomycetes; Hypocreales; Nectriaceae. The record is from RefSeq and is a predicted model, not a curated record. Gene Ontology annotation, molecular function: oxidoreductase activity, acting on NAD(P)H.